AUGUCGCGGCAUGUUGCUCGACAGUUAUGNGGGCUGCCGACCACCACGUCGUCGAGUAUGACUGCCACAAUACUGACCUUGUGGCCGCCANNGACAUGCACGCCAUACACCNNCCUUCCAUCCGACGGCAUCAUUAGCUUCGCCCCAGACAACAUCGUCACCCUCACUGCCAAUGUGGUCUUCUCGCCUGCUUGCACGGCCGGCUACGAAACUCCAGGAACCAACAAUGACCCAUCCAGCGUUGCCGACCUCCAAGGCCCCUUCUAUGCCUCGACCAUUCCUCAGACCUUCGUUGUUGCUUGCGCCACCUCAUUAGCCUGGGUUUUGGUCGUCAUGCUCUUGAUCAACUCGCGAUCAUUCUCUCCGGGAUUUGGUCUCACAAACUUUGCUUCUGGAAGAGGACUUAUCGGUGGCGCGACUGGCGGUACCGCUGGCCCUGGUGUGGGCUCGCGACCAUGGCUUCAGAAGGUUGCAGCCACUCUCACUGCUAUCGCCUUGACCAUCGCCACAGCCGACACGUUCAAAGUUGCUCAAGAACAAUAUCUGGUCGGAUACAUGGAUGGAGAUGCUAUGCACAGUAAAGUUGAGGGGAGUAUGGAAGUCCGUGUCACCCGUGUCAUAUCCGACGUCUUUCUCUGGCUCGCUCAAGUUCAGACCCUCAUACGACUGUUUCCGCGGCAUAAGGAAAAGGUCGUCAUCAAAUGGGUCGGUUUCGCUCUCAUCGUUCUGGACACCGUCUUCUCUUGCCUCAACAGUUUCCUGGUCGACAGCUUCAAUCGCCCUCGGCAUUUUGUGGAUGCCAUUCCAGCUCUUAGUUAUCUGUUCGAACUCGCUGUUGGACUUCUCUACGCCGCCUGGGUCAUCUUUUACGGUCUUACCAAACGUCGUUACGCCUACUUUCAUCUCAAAAUGAAGAGCAUCUUCAUAGUCGCUCUUCUUUCGCACAUAGCCAUACUGACCCCUGUAGCCUUCUUCAUCACCGAUGUCGCCCAACCGGAUGUCGCUGCUUGGGGUGAUUAUUUCCGUUGGGUUGGUGCUGCUGCUUCUAGUGUCGUCGUUUGGGAAUGGGUCGAACGAAUAGAAGCCUUGGAACGUGAUGANAAGAAAGACGGCAUUCUUGGACGCGAAGUCUUCGACGGCGAUGAGAUGAUCGAUAUGACCCCUGGCGACAACAUGACAUAUACGCGGAAGCCUCGGGAUAGUUAUCGACCAGCUGGCAGUGGUAGCAGCAGUUCCGGUGGAUCAACACACAAAUCCGGCUCGCAACCAGACCCAGUAGCCAGAAGGCGGAAAGCCAUCCCUCGCCGGAGCACGCACCUUCCUUUAGGAAGAGCACACUCUGAGAAUAGAACAAUCACCUUUGGAUCUUUGCCUCGUCCUGAAACAACACCCACACCAACCACUAAUCAAACACCUCCACCUCCCCGAAUAUCGCCACCAGACAGGGUAAACACAACUAGUGCUGCUUCGACCGUCUAUGUCAUCAACUAUGGUGAAUCGCAAGAGCCAGAGCCCGUGCGAAGGCGGACAGAAGAUAUACCCGAGCAUGCGCCACCUGACGACCUCGAAGCUCAGACAUCAACAGCAUUACGAGAAGAUCUUGGACAUGCAGAUACAACUACGUCGGGUGCUGCGUCACGACUGAGACAAACGAGCAAUGCACUUAUGAACGCAGUGCAGAACCCAUUCAAGAGAAAACGGAUGAGCCCUCCAGCAGAAGUCCGAGCCGCUCGAGACAAAAACGAUGCUCACAACCUACCCGCGCAUUCAUACUCAAAGUGGGAUAUUAAGGGUAGACUUGGCGCCAUCGCAGCUGAGCAAGGGGAAAAGUUCCGUGAGAGAAAGCAAGAAAAGGUAGACGCAAUCGAUUUGCCCUAUACUAUCAUUCCAGCGCCCACUCGAGGAGCAGCAGCAUGGAGCCCACAUGUGCUCAAACACACGAACAGCGAUAUGAGCAGCAACGAGACGCCGACGAACUCGCAACACAACACUGUGCGAGACUCGAACAGCUCGCAGCAUGUGACAUGGGCCAGUUCUACAACAGCUGGUAGUCAAGGCGAUAACAAUGUUGCCAACGAUGCUGCAGAUACUCGAACAGAAGACAACGAGACACCUCGACAAGGCCCUGUUACAGGAACAUCUUCAGCUAUCAGAAGCAGUUCAGGAUCCGGUGAAGAAGCAGCAGCACGAGAUCGAGACGAUGACGACGAGCAUGGAACGCCGAGGCCGACUUGA
Aureobasidium musti is the source of this 2235-nucleotide messenger RNA. Lineage: Eukaryota; Fungi; Ascomycota; Dothideomycetes; Dothideales; Saccotheciaceae. The record is from the annotation of a GenBank genome assembly.